UAGCGUCUGAGACUUCGGAUCGGGUAAACGGGUGGACCUUCUCCCGGCUCACAUGUUUUCCUUUGGUCUGAAAUGAAGGGGGGGAGGGGGGAAAUUACUUCCCCAAUGUCCUGAAGAUGGAAGAUACUGGUGUUUUAAUGACUUCCCCAAUGUCCUCAUACCUCGAAGAAGAACUCAGCAAACGCUUCGCUCUCUUCAAACUCUGGGAAUACUCUUCAAUAACUGACUUCUUGAAGGCCAACAAGAGCGCAAACUUAAUCAGAGCGGUAGUGGGCGACACUAAAUUUGGCGCAGACGCCAAGUUAGUAGACUCGAUUCCUACCUUGGAGAUCGUGGCAACUUACAGCGUGGGACUGGAUAAGAUCGAUUUGAAGAAAUGUGAAGAGAAAGGGAUUAGAGUCACCAACACACCUGAUGUGUUGACAGAUGAUGUGGCGGAUUUGGCUUUUGGGUUGAUACUUGGGGUUUUGAGGAAGGUUUGUGCGGGUGAUAGGUUUUUGAGAGAUGGACAUUGGAGGAUUUCUGAUUUUGAGUUGGGCACAAAGUUCAAUGGUAAAUCAGUUGGAAUUAUUGGGUUGGGAAGGAUAGGGUCAGCAAUUGCAAAGAGAGCUGAAGCAUUUGGGUGUCCAAUUAGUUAUCAUUCCCAAUCGAAGAAACUGAGUGCAAAAUAUAAGUACUACUCAAAUGUCUUGGACUUGGCUGCAAAUUGUGAAAUCUUGAUUGUAGCAUGCGCUUUGACUGAUAAGACAUGGCAUAUCGUUGAUCGGAAAGUGAUCAAUGCAUUGGGUCCAAAGGGCAUUCUCAUCAACAUAGGAAGAGGAGCACACAUUGAUGAAGCAGAGCUUGUAUGUGCACUGCAGGAAGGGCGAGUGGGUGGAGCAGGGCUUGAUGUAUACGAGAAUGAACCAGAAGUACCUGAACCUUUGUUGCAGCUUCAGAAUGUAGUCCUUCUGCCUCAUGUGGGAAGUGACACUCAUGAAACUGCAAAGGCAAUGGCUGACCUUGUGCUCAAAAAUUUGGUGGCGCACUUCAACAAUCAGCCACUCUUAACGCCUGUUAUAUGAUGUUCAAAAUUUGUUUAUUUACUUGGAAGAAAAUAAAUAGAGGAAUUUAUCUUUUCUAUUUUCUCAAAUUGUGAGAAAAUUGUUGUUUUUUAAUCAUUGGAUAUAGAAGUUGAUUCUGGGAGAAUAUCUGGACAUUCAUUUUGGAUUCGUAAAAUGACAGAUAAUAUGCAUGCAGUAGUCAAAAUUUGAACCCCA
Carica papaya (papaya) is the source of this 1259-nucleotide messenger RNA. RefSeq names its product glyoxylate/hydroxypyruvate/pyruvate reductase 2KGR-like. Gene Ontology annotation, molecular function: glyoxylate reductase (NADPH) activity; hydroxypyruvate reductase [NAD(P)H] activity; NAD binding. The record is from RefSeq and is a predicted model, not a curated record. Gene Ontology annotation, cellular component: cytosol. Lineage: Eukaryota; Viridiplantae; Streptophyta; Magnoliopsida; Brassicales; Caricaceae.